Hansenula ciferrii is the source of this 522-nucleotide messenger RNA. RefSeq lists its product as uncharacterized. The transcript has a single exon. The record is from RefSeq and is a predicted model, not a curated record. Bases 1 to 522 code for a protein of 173 amino acids. Lineage: Eukaryota; Fungi; Ascomycota; Saccharomycetes; Phaffomycetales; Wickerhamomycetaceae.
AUGGCAGCUGGAGAUUCAAAUCAAUGGGCAUUAUCAUCACCAUCACGGUAUUCUAUUCUAGAGCAAGUCAUAGGAUCUGAUCUGCUAGCUAAGCAUGAACAUGGGCUGCCAGACUUUGAAGUUCUUCGAGAUAACCCAUUUGCAGAUCAAGUUAUAGAUAUCAUAGAACUCCAGGAAUAUACAUGUUUCACAAUUAGAAAUACAGAUGAUGAUUAUCCUCUAUCAGAUUGUGAUAUGGUCUCAGUUACAAUUAUGACAACUUUGAUUGAUCUCCAUGAAUCUUUGUUUGCCUUCCCACCAAAUCUUACACAAAUAAUGAAGGAUGAUGAUGAUGGAGAUGAUGGAGAUGAAAUAUCGGUCAAGUAUCAAGAUCAUUGUUGCUUUGAAGUGUCAAGGGUUGGUAAAGUCACUGGUGAUUUAUGUAUGACAAUUACAGGUGAAGUUUCAAAUGUUGUUCAAGUGAGUUAUCAAGAGUAUUCGAAUCCAUAUUGUACUGGAUUACAUAUACUGACAAGUUUUUAG